Toxotes jaculatrix (banded archerfish) is the source of this 7393-nucleotide messenger RNA. RefSeq names its product ubiquitin specific peptidase 19 (gene usp19). Gene Ontology annotation, molecular function: cysteine-type deubiquitinase activity. The record is from RefSeq and is a predicted model, not a curated record. NCBI's taxonomy places the organism in Eukaryota, Metazoa, Chordata, Actinopteri, Toxotidae. The transcript has 26 exons. Gene Ontology annotation, biological process: protein deubiquitination. Bases 450 to 5189 code for a protein of 1579 amino acids.
GUUAGGCCGGACAGUAGAGUGUUUUUGUGAAAAGUCGGGCUCACCUCGCACAGGGCGAAUGACAGAAACAGACUGAACAGUUUUCAGUGGUUGUUUUCUGUUUGAAUUUAUGAAAUAGAUCGUUUAAAGUUUCCAGAAAUGGGACCCGGAUAAAGGAAAGAAUAUUCCAGAAACACCGUGGACUACGGGUUUCGAAUGCGGGAAGGAGCUUAGCAGCCGGGAGUAGCAGAAGGAGUCGCCGGCCAUUGUGUGUCAGAAACGGAAUUCUCACCAUACUGAAGCCCCGUCCCCAUCCCUUAUUUGCCCACUGAUUCUGUUCUGGGAGAGUUCAGACCAGUAUCAUCGCCAAGAUAGCCGGGCCAGGCAGGAAGAGGCACACCUCAGAUCCAGACCCCAGCAGCGGUAGUGAUUCCGGCGACGGGCGGCCUGUUAGUGCCAAGUGCCUGAAGAUGGCCAGCAGCGGUGGUAGUGAGACAGUGGGCCGUCGCGGUGGGGCUCAGCAGAGAGGAGGCAGCGGUAGGGAUAACAGCUCAGAACUGUCCUCCAGUACCAGUAAGAAGAAGCAGAAGGACAGAGCUAAUCAGGAGAGCAGAGAGGCCAAGAGGGCAGCAGCAAGCGUUGCAGCAGUAGACGGGGUCAUUGCAGAAAUCAAGAAAGAUGUAUUUGUGGACUGGAAGCAAAAUGUCAAUGAAGUGACUGUCCGACUGCGCUGUGGGGAGGGAGUGCAGAGGAUAGAGGACAUCAACACAACCUUCACUGAUACACACUGCCAUGUGUGCUUCCCAGAUGGGCGGCAGUGGAGCUGCCAGUUGCAGGAGGAAAUCGAGGCCUCGUGUAGCAGAGUCCAGUACAAGGAGAAGGGAGGUUUCCUGCAUGUCAUCAUGCACAAGAAGAUUCCCUUUCACAUCUGGCCGUCGCUUAAGUCAAACAAGAAGGAGAAGGCGAAAGAGGCUGCACCCACAGAAACCAAAAAGGAUAAGGAACUGGAGAUAAAGACCGUUGCCUUGGAGUCAUCAGAGAAACCCAAAUCAUCCUCUGGGCAGCCACAGCUUCAUGCCCAGCCUCCCUCCUCACCUGCACACAGUGAGUCAAGACGCAGCGGCGGCAAAUCUGAGCGUGGUGUCAAGCGCUGUCUGAAAAACAAACCAGCGUGCGACAAGGCCACUAUAGACUCUGUAGCGGUGGAAGGUGGAGCUGGAGAAGGCUCAGCCUCCACCAGUAAGCCUGUUAGCGUCACAAGAGGCGAACAGCAGCCUCCGGAACCUAGUGCCAAACGUACUGUCAUACGGCUUCCCAAGACCGCUAAGGAGGCUACGUCACCUGCUGACAGGGACACACACUCUCUCAAGUCUAAUGGUAAAGCUCCAUACACACACCUGCCCGCUGGUCGGAGCCCACAGACACAACGCAGGGAUGGAGACAACAGAGCAGAGAGACUAGGCAGUGGUCAGGAACAGAAACCUGGAGUUGCUGUCGCUGCUGCCAGCCAUACCAACAAAACUCAGGUGGCAGAGAAACAAAACCAGUCUUCAGACAGGUCUGGAACAUCAGCACAUGGCAAUGAAAUCCUAUCAGCAGCUCCCAUCAGCACCAGUGACUCCCUCAAACCUGUCGACUUCAACACCGAAGUGGACUCUGCUUCUCCUGCAAGGCUGGUUGAUAGAACAGACUCUGAGCCAGAGAAAAAACCUGUUGAGCAGGAAUCAGAGCGGGAUACUCUGAUCUGCCAGCAGCUUGGGUCAAGAGAGACGGUACCGGUACCAGCUGUUGAUAUGGCUGCCAAACAUGGCCUGUCACCCUGUGCACCCCAGAGGCAGGGCAGCUCUGACGGAGAGGAGAAGCGGGAUCAGUCGAAGGAGGAGCCCUCUCUGGAAAUUAAGCAGCAAGAAGCCCCACAGCCGAUGGUUAACCUACAGUUUGUGAAGAAUGAUUCAUACGAGAAGGGCACGGACCUGAUGGUGGUUAAUGUUUACAUGAAGGGGAUCUGCAGGGACACCGCCAAGGUCAUCUUCAGGGAACAGGACUUCACCCUCAUCUUCCAAACAAGUGAUGCUAACUUUCUGCGGCUUCAUUCAGACUGUGGACCAAACACAGUCUUCAAGUGGCAAGUCAAACUCAGGAACCUGAUCCAGCCUGAGCAGUGCAGCUACUCCUUCACCCCGUCCCGCCUGGACAUCACCCUGAAGAAGAGACACAGCCAGCGCUGGGGAGGUCUGGAGGCCCCUGCCACACAAGGUGCAGUGGGUGGCGCCAAGGUCGCCGUGUCCUCCAGCCCUGCCUGCAUGGAGAAGAGCCAGCCAGGCAGCAGCCAACACAGCCUCCCAGCCAAAGAAGAGCCUCCGAGGGUCGGGGAGGAGAAACCUAAGGCCCCUAAGGCCUCAUCCAGACUGGAGGAUGGUGGUCUGGAUACCGUGGCUGCUCGCACCGUCUCUGAGCAUGUUGCUAUUACCAAGCCAGAGCCCACGGUUACUACUCCUAAGCCUACCUGCAUGGUGCAGCCCAUGACCCAUGCACCUCCUGCCAGCAAUGAGCGCCACGAGGAAGAGGAGGAGAAGAAGGUGUGCCUGCCUGGUUUUACAGGAUUGGUAAACCUCGGCAACACCUGCUUCAUGAACAGUGUUAUCCAGUCCCUGUCCAACACCAGAGAACUCAGGGAUUACUUCCAUGAUCGAGCAUUUGAGGCAGAAAUAAACUGCAAUAAUCCUCUGGGAACGGGAGGCAGGCUAGCCAUUGGCUUUGCAGUGCUGCUCAGGGCCCUUUGGAAAGGAACACAUCACGCCUUCCAACCCUCAAAACUCAAGGCAAUUGUGGCCAGUAAAGCCAGUCAGUUCACAGGUUACGCCCAGCACGAUGCCCAGGAGUUCAUGGCUUUCUUGCUGGACGGGCUCCAUGAGGACUUGAACCGCAUCCAGAAUAAACCAUAUACAGAGACAGUUGACUCUGACGGACGUCUGGAUGAGGUGGUGGCAGAGGAGGCAUGGCAGAGGCACAAGAUGAGAAAUGACUCCUUUAUAGUGGACCUCUUCCAAGGCCAGUUCAAAUCCAAGCUUGUGUGCCCCACAUGCUCCAAGGUGUCUAUCACCUUUGACCCUUUCCUUUACCUGCCUGUCCCAUUGCCUCAGAAACAAAAGGUGCUCUCAGUUUUCUACUUUGCUAAGGAACCUCAUAAAAAACCCGUUAAGUUUUUGGUCAGCGUGAGCAAGGAGAACUCCAGCACUGCUGAAGUCCUUGAAUCCAUUUCCAGGAGUGUGAGGGUCAAACCAGAGAAUCUGAGACUCGCAGAGGUGGGGAAGAACCGCUUCCAGCGCAUGUUCCUGCCGUCCCAUUCCCUGGACACAGUGUCCUCCUCCGACAUGCUGUUCUGCUUUGAGGUGCUCUCCAAAGACCUGGCCAAAGAGAGAGUGGUAUUGCUCAGAGUGCAGCAGAAACUCCAGGUCCCUAAUAUCCCCAUCUCAAAGUGCGCCGCCUGCCUGAAGCCUCCAGUGUCUGAGGAGGACAAGCUGAAGCGGUGCACUCGCUGCUAUCGUGUGGGCUACUGCAAUCAAGUAUGUCAGAGGACCCACUGGCCCAAUCACAAGGGUCUGUGUCGACCCAACACGGAGAACGUGGGCCUGCCUUUCCUGGUCAGCGUGCCAGAGUCUCGACUCUCGUAUCCCCGCCUUACCCAGCUACUAGAGGGUUACUCCAGGUUUUCUGUCAACGUGUUCCAGCCUCCUUUCCAGUCCGGCAGGACAUCCCCUGAGACAUCUCAGUCCCGGGUAGACCUCCCCCCAAUGCCAGCGAGCUCACCUGAAGGCACUGGGUCUGGGGAUGAGGCCAUGGGUGGCAGCAGUGCUGUAGGAGCAGGGGAUCUGGAGCUGGAGAGCCCGUCUCUUCUGCCUGAAUCCCAGGCAGAGUACGCUCAGGCCUCAGCCUUCCACUCUGUGGAGUCAGAUUCCCUCUCCUCCUCCCAGACCUCUCUCUCCACCACGCGGACUACAGAUUCAGGAUUCUCUGAGGCAGUCUCUACAACUUCCUGCUGCUCACUGGACCCUCAUGCUGAGAAAGAGACGUCCUGUGAGAAGGCAGUGCGGCCAGAAGCUGCAGUAACAGGGUACCAGCAUCCAAGUGAAGCAGCAUCAGGUCACGCCAGUCAGUUCUACAUCUCUCUGCUGGACUCUAACAACAAGGAACAGAGGCUGGAUGAGAAAGAGGACUUGCUUGCGGACCUCCCUGAAGACGUGACCCUGGAGCUGGUGUGGAAGAACAACGAGCGUCUGAAGGAGUACGUCCUGGUGAGCUCCAAGGAGCUGGAGUAUGAGGAGGACCCCGGCUCUCUGAGUGAGACAGCCAGAGCAGGACACUUCACCCUGGAGCAGUGCCUCAACCUCUUCACCAAGCCAGAGGUGCUGGCACCAGAGGAGGCAUGGUACUGCCCAAAGUGUCAGCAGCACCGUGAGGCCUCCAAGCAACUGCUGCUGUGGCGUCUGCCCAACGUUCUGAUCAUCCAGCUCAAACGCUUCUCCUUCAGGAGCUUCAUCUGGAGGGAUAAGAUCAAUGACAUGGUUGACUUCCCUGUCAGGAAUCUGGACCUGAGUAAGUUCUGUAUUGGCCAGAAGGAUGAGAUGCAGCAGCCCCCUAUCUAUGACUUAUAUGCAGUCAUCAAUCACUAUGGUGGAAUGAUAGGAGGCCACUACACGGCCUACGCUCGCCUACCAAGUGACAAGAACAGCCAGCGCAGUGAUGUUGGCUGGCGUCUCUUUGACGACAGCACCGUGACAAUGGUGGAGGAGAGUCAGGUGGUGACGCGCUACGCCUACGUCCUGUUCUACCGACGACGAAACUCCCCCGUGGAGAGACCUCCACGCUUCCUCAGGCCCGUGGGAGCCGAGUCGCCCACUGGUGCAGGAGCUACUGCCAGCCAGGCCUCUCUAAUAUGGCGGGAACUGGAGGAGGAAGAGGAGGGGCUUGACGAAGGCCCCCGUGGACUGUUCGGCUCUGCGCUGUGGAGGCGUCAAACGCAGAGGAACAGAGAUGAGGAAGACGAAGACAGAACUGAAGGCUCGGUGCGACGGCACCACGGGCAGAGGAUGUCGGACUAUCCCGACGAUGACUGCGUGCGAUAUUUUGUUCUGGGCACACUGACUGCAGUGUUGGCUCUGGUUGUCAAUUUGGUCUACCCUCUUCUUUACAAAGCCAACUGGACCUGAGCAGUGGCUGGUUGCUGACUUACUUUGGCCAGGGGCCACUCAGAAAUAUGGUGGAGUGGUUAGAUAUUAGGUGGAGAGGAAAAAGAGCAGAGUUACUCAUCCAUCCUUCUUUAGCUGGUAAAAUGGUCCUCCGUUCCAUCCAAUAGCACAACACUCAGCGUGUUUGUAUCACUUUAUAUGGCUCAGUCCUUUACAAUAUGUAUAAAAUACACUAUUUCACACAGUAAAAGACACUGAGAGUCCUGCAGAGUGUUGAAGAGACAGCAAAGGAGACUUCAUAAGAAAGCUUUGUAGUUAAAGCAGCAGUAGAGCGACUGUCAGCACACAGUACUGGAACACUGAGUGUAAACAUUUCAAACGUGUGCUUUGUUUGGACUCUUGCUUCCAGUGCACGUGCACUUUUCAGUGAGGUUGCAGUUUUUAGAGUCACUUUUUUAACAGUGGUUCUCAGAUGAUCUGUGAGCCUUUAAUCUAUUACACCUAAGCUGCAGCGUUUAUUACUGUGAGAUGUGGUUGAAAGCUCACAGAAAAUGCUUGUAAAUAGGUAUUUUAGUUAAGAGUCUUUUUUAUCAGAGAAGCUAUGUAGUUGUACAGUAAUAUAUAAAACGUGUAUAAGCUGAGCAUUAUGACAGAAUGAUUCCAGUGCAAAAAAUAAUCCUUCUCUAGAGCGACACAUGAAGCCACUAUUAAAUGCCUUCUUUUGUUUUAUUGCACUACACUCUUGAGUAGAUAAGACUGGUAGCUGAAUAGAGUAUGUCUGAGAAGAGGCAGUUCAGCAGUGUUUCAUUUUCUAAACGCUGUCAUGAAGUAAAGUGUACCUUAUAUUUUUUCUUUGUGACCAAUUGUUGUUGCCUUUUCCAUGUCCUUACACAGAACACACUUUGAUUAUUGGGCCUUAAAAUUGCUGUUUGUGUCCAGCCACCGCCGUUUGUUUUGUUUUUUUUUGUUUUUGCAGCAGUAUGUACUGUACUUAUCUUGGAUUUUUUUAUUUCUAUACAUUUUUUUUUUGUUUUUAUUGAAAAGACUGUCACAAUCUGUUUUAGUUGCUUUUAAUUGAACUUUCUAAGCCAUAGCCAGGUGAGGAUUUUAAGUUCUCAGGAUGAAUUGUCAUAAAAUACAAUGACAUGUUACUUUGUGUCUUUUUAAAAUCCUACAAAAGAAGAUGAGAAAUUGACUGACGAUGCAGUCCGUUCACAGUUGAGAGAUGAGGCGUUACCGUCCACUUCUGAAUGUCAGAGGAUUUGAUUAUGGGCAGUGUUGGACCUGUUUACACCUGUAACGUACAGAGUAUCUAAAUGUUGUCUUCUUCUUAAAAUACACUUUUUUUGUUUUUACUGCUUUUGUUUUAAUUUGAAAACCCUAAAAGACGUUCCUCAUCACAUACGCAAGCUUAAUAGUCUGAGUUGUUUUUAUUUAAAAUGUUUUUCGUCUUAGACCCCAAACUGUCUGUAGGUGAUGUCUUUACUCUGCGGUCAUUGUGAGUGAGCAUUUAGGUCUCAGGGAAAUCCCAGUUAUCUUCUGGUAUCAUGGCAGAGUAGAGCGACCUAGGUUUUGCCUUAAACGCUGAGCAUAGCACCGUCCGACUGUGGAUACUUGACUCCGAUAUAUGCAACACUGAAGUCCAUCUAGUUUCAGAACUCUUGUGCUCAACGUGCACUACUGUGGUGACGAACUUGAAAGUGUGAAAGUUUCCGGUAGCUGAUAUAAACAGCAUUGAUGAGGGUUUCACAGAAGAAUUUUAGGGAGGGUUUCAGGACAAGCUUUGCAGUUUGUAGAACAUGUAAAUGCUGCUGGGUUUUUGUGAAGUUGACUGGAUUUAAUGGAGUGAAGGAUGAAACUAUGUGUAUGUGUAGUCUGCUACAUAAUGUUCAUUGGGAAGAAUAAUCAUGUGUUUUGUGAGGAAACAAUGUAAGGUCUCUUUCUAUAUAAUAUACUUUGAAUCACUGAGUUGUUGACAUCAUUGCAAGUACUGUAUUUAAAAGAUUAUAACCAACCUAAUUAACCUGCAAUAAUGUAUUUAGAUACCUCCAUCCAAAUGCUGCUUUCUAAUACAUAAAGCAUUGUACUCCUUUUGGAAAUAAACUCUCCGUCUGUUUAUAGUCUUCAUGUACGUUAUUUAAGUCGGGUCACAUCCUCACCAUUUUCUCCAAACAGAUGAGAUCUCCCAGAAUACUAAAGCAGCAUGAUUUAUUGUUAACACUGGU